ACGCCCUUCUAUGACACAAUACAAAAAAGUUUGGUGAAGAAAAAUUCUAUCACGGAAGAGAUUCUUUUGAGUGCAACUAGUUGAUCAAGUUUGAGCCUUUAGAAGAGUGCCUGAGAGUCUGGGAGAGACAGAGAGCCUGGACAAGAUCAUUUAAAUCGAACACAUUUGUUUUUUGCUCAAUCACAAUCUAACGUAGCUAUGGAGUCGGCCAUCCAGACAGUGGUAGGAGUGUAUCUGAAGUCUGCCAAAGGGAAGGGCAGUCUAGGAGAAAAGGACUUCCAGGGCCUCGUCAAGAAACAGCUGGGCAACAUCAUGACUGGAACAGAAAGUUCCUCUGCGGUGAAAGAGAUGCGUCAGGGAUUGGACGAGAACGACGAUGGGAAGGUCAGCUUCAAGGAAUACAUGACUCUGAUUGGCUACCUGGCAAACACCCUCAGCGAGCAGAGGACUGCAGCCAACACCACACCUGCCUCAUAGGAACUACAUAUGGCUUCAUAGGCACUCUAUAAGACGUCUUAUGCAUUCUAUAAGGCAGGGUUCUUCAAUCCUGGUCCUAGUGACCCACAGGGUGUGCAGGCUUUAGUUCCAUUCCAGCACUGACACACCAGAUUAAACUCAUAAAGGCUUUGAUGGGUUUGAGUUGAUUAUAGUGUGUGGGACCACAGGACCAGGCUUGAAGAACACUGCCAUACGGCUCCAUGUACCUAUAGAGGCUCAUAGACCUGUCAUGGACUGUCAAUCUCCCUUGUUGGCUGUAUAUCACUACAUCAUCACACUGGUAACUUCUACUCAACAUAUUUUAUAUGCUUACAAUACACUACCAAUAUUUUAUAAAUACUUUAUCGAGGCAUUUUUAACAUUAAGUUCAACAGUUCUUUUAAAAAAAAUAACUACUCAAAAUCGACACUAAAUGGUUUAUUAUCAUGUUGAAAUAAAUGCCAUGCCAACGUUUUAAA
This is a messenger RNA of Coregonus clupeaformis (lake whitefish), 956 nucleotides long. RefSeq names its product protein S100-A16. Lineage: Eukaryota; Metazoa; Chordata; Actinopteri; Salmoniformes; Salmonidae. Gene Ontology annotation, cellular component: perinuclear region of cytoplasm. Gene Ontology annotation, molecular function: calcium ion binding. The transcript has 3 exons. The coding region runs from base 199 to 477 and encodes 92 amino acids. The record is from RefSeq and is a predicted model, not a curated record.